This is a messenger RNA of Tupaia belangeri chinensis (Chinese tree shrew), 4032 nucleotides long. RefSeq names its product SID1 transmembrane family member 2 (gene SIDT2). The coding region runs from base 117 to 2693 and encodes 858 amino acids. Gene Ontology annotation, cellular component: lysosome; plasma membrane. Gene Ontology annotation, molecular function: RNA transmembrane transporter activity; double-stranded RNA binding. Gene Ontology annotation, biological process: RNA transport. The transcript is spliced from 28 exons. NCBI's taxonomy places the organism in Eukaryota, Metazoa, Chordata, Mammalia, Scandentia, Tupaiidae. The record is from RefSeq and is a predicted model, not a curated record.
CCGGGUGAGGUGCGGGAACCUGCGGCUGUAGCCGCAACCCGUCCCGGAGGUGUCCUGUCGCCUGUCGCCGCCGCCGGCCCCAGCGCUACCGCUGCCUCUGCCGUCCUGCCGAGGCCAUGUUCGCUCCGGGCUUGCCCUUCCUGGUGCUCUUGGUGGCCUCGGUCCAGAGCCAUCUCGGGGUUCUGGGGCCCAAGAAUGUCUCACAGAAAGACGCCGAGUUUGAGCGGACCUACGUGGACGAGGUCAACAGCGAGCUGGUCAACAUCUACACCUUCAACCACACUGUGACCCGCAACCGGACUGAGGGCGUGCGUGUGUCUGUGAACGUCCUGAACAAGCAGAAGGGGGCGCCUUUGCUGUUUGUGGUCCGCCAGAAGGAGGCUGUGGUGUCCUUCCAGGUGCCCCUAAUCCUGCGAGGGCUCUAUCAGCGCAAGUACCUCUACCAAAAGGUGGAACGGACCCUGUGCCAGCCCCCCACCAAGAACGAGUCUGAGGUCCAGUUCUUCUACGUGGACGUGUCCACCCUGUCACUGGUCAACACCACCUAUCAGCUUCGAGUCAGCCGCAUGGAUGACUUUGUGCUCAGGACCGGGGAGCAGUUUAGCUUCAACACCACAGCAGCCCAGCCCCAGUACUUCAAGUACGAGUUCCCUGAGGGAGUGGACUCCGUGAUCGUCAAGGUGACCUCCAGCAAGGCCUUCCCCUGCUCCGUCAUCUCCAUCCAGGACGUCCUGUGUCCCGUCUAUGACCUGGACAACAACGUAGCCUUCAUUGGCAUGUACCAGACCAUGACCAAGAAAGCGGCCAUCACCGUGCAGCGCAAAGACUUCCCCAGCAACAGCUUCUACGUGGUGGUGGUGGUCAAGACUGAAGACCAGGCCUGCGGGGGUUCUUUGCCUUUCUACCCUUUUGUGGAAGAUGAACCGGUUGAUCAAGGGCACCGCCAGAAAACCCUGUCAGUGCUGGUGUCUCGAGCAGUCACAUCCGAGGCCUACGUUGGUGGGAUGCUCUUUUGCCUGGGUAUAUUCCUCUCCUUCUACUUACUGACCAUCCUCUUGGCCUGCUGGGAGAACUGGAGGCAGAAGAAGAAGACCCUGUUGGUGGCCAUGGACCGAGCCUGUCCUGAAAGUGCUUCUCUCCUUGGUCACCCUCGGGUCCUGGCCGAUUCGCUUUCUUACGAGAGCUGUAACUAUGGCUCUUUCGAGAACGGUUCCGGAUCCACCGAUGGUCCGGUGGACAGUGGUCUGGUCAACAGCGCAGGCUCCGGGGACCUGUCCUACAGUUACCAGGGGCACGACCAGUUCAAGCGGCGCCUCCCCUCUGGCCAGAUGCGGCAGCUGUGCAUUGCCAUGGACCGCUCCUUAGACUCAGCGGGCACUCGGCCACGUCUGGACUCCAUGAGCUCCGUGGAGGAGGAUGACUACGACACGCUGACCGACAUCGAUUCAGACAAGAAUGUCAUUCGCACCAAGCAAUACCUCUACGUGGCUGACCUGGCCCGGAAGGACAAGCGCGUGCUGCGGAAAAAGUACCAAAUCUACUUCUGGAACAUUGCCACCAUCGCGGUGUUCUACGCGCUCCCCGUGGUGCAGCUGGUGAUCACCUACCAGACGGUCGUGAAUGUCACGGGGAACCAGGACAUCUGCUACUACAACUUCCUCUGUGCCCACCCACUGGGCAACCUCAGCGCCUUCAACAACAUCCUCAGCAACCUGGGCUACAUCCUGCUGGGGCUGCUCUUCCUGCUCAUCAUCCUGCAGCGCGAGAUCAACCACAACCGGGCCCUGCUGCGCAACGACCUGCACGCCCUGGAGUGUGGGAUCCCCAAGCACUUCGGCCUGUUCUACGCCAUGGGCACAGCCCUGAUGAUGGAGGGGCUGCUCAGCGCGUGCUACCACGUCUGCCCCAACUACACCAACUUCCAGUUUGACACGUCCUUCAUGUACAUGAUCGCCGGGCUCUGCAUGCUGAAGCUCUACCAGAAGCGGCACCCCGACAUCAACGCCAGCGCCUACAGCGCCUACGCCUGCCUGGCCAUUGUCAUCUUCUUCUCCGUCCUGGGCGUGGUCUUUGGCAAAGGGAACACGGCCUUCUGGAUCGUCUUCUCCGUCAUCCACAUCAUUGCCACGCUGCUCCUCAGCACGCAGCUCUAUUACAUGGGCCGCUGGAAGCUGGACUCGGGGAUCUUCCGCCGCAUCCUCCACGUGCUCUACACGGACUGCAUCCGGCAGUGCAGCGGGCCCCUCUACGUGGACCGCAUGGUGCUGCUAGUCAUGGGCAACAUCAUCAACUGGUCACUGGCUGCCUACGGGCUCAUCAUGCGCCCCAAUGAUUUCGCCUCCUACCUGCUGGCCAUUGGCAUCUGCAACCUGCUUCUGUACUUCGCCUUCUACAUCAUCAUGAAGCUGCGCAGCGGAGAGAGGAUCAAGCUCAUCCCUCUGCUCUGCAUCGUGUGCACCUCCGUGGUCUGGGGCUUCGCGCUCUUCUUCUUCUUCCAGGGACUCAGCACCUGGCAGAAAACCCCCGCGGAGUCGAGAGAACACAACCGAGACUGCAUCCUCCUGGACUUCUUUGAUGACCACGACAUCUGGCACUUCCUGUCGUCCAUUGCCAUGUUCGGGUCCUUCCUGGUGUUGCUGACCCUGGACGACGACCUGGACACCGUGCAGCGGGACAAGAUCUAUGUCUUCUAGCCGGAGCCGGCCCUGUGCUUUAUUUACUUCAGGGAGCCCUGAGCUCCUCCGUGUCCUGCAGGGUACCUCUGCAGUGCCAGGGGUGUGAGUCCCAGCCCCGCUGCCCAGCACUGGAUGGCGGUGGGAUGGCACAGCCCAGGGCAGGCCCAGGCAGUCUUCAGGGGCACCGAGCUAUGCAGUUGCCUCUGCCGGGGAGAAGGCCUGCUCCCCUGGGACCCAGACAUUGGCCAAAUUGCUGCUUUCUUCUCAGUGUUGGGGCCCUCCACGGGCCCCCAUCCAUUGACUCCCCAUUUGUCCCUCUGCAGGAGGAAAGAGGGAAGGCCAUGCUCUCCUCAUUUCACGCCUUGCGACUGUCCGUCCUUCCCCUGCCUCAGCCUGGAGCCCAAAGCCCUUUCCUCCUCACUGACUCCUUCUCCAGGGCCUAGUCUGGGGCCUGACUCUGGGGCUGUGCCUGGCUGCCAUCACUGCCCACCCUGGGCAGCCAAGAUGGAUGGGGUGGAGGACUGCGGGGCUGGCCAGCUGGUGCCAGGAUUUUGGUGCUAAGGCCUGCGAGGCCCAGGGCAGGACCCUCCUCCUUCUGACUGUGUUUGGGGCAGGCUCUUUACAAGGAGGGUCAGCCCAAUUUGAGACCCGCCUUCUAAUCUCAGGGGCUGAAUUCAGAGGUCCCCUCCUCAUCUAUCAGCCCCCAGAUGCCUGAUGCCAACCCCCGGAUCAGAGGGAGAAGCGACUCACCCCUUUCCGUCCUUCCUUUGUAAGCCCUCAGUCCUGCCAAGCCCCAGCCUGGGGCCUCUCAGUGCCAUUGACACUGCCCAAGAAUGUCAGGGGGCACAGGAGGGGUAGCACACAGAACCCACCCGUCCUGCCUCCUCCACAGCCAUGGCUGCCCCGUGCCUAGCUUCUAGAGAGGCUGAAGGAGGGGACACAUCAUUUCCCUCUGUGUCCCCAUUUCCAGCGUCACUCUAGGACCGGGGGCUGGCUUCCGAGUUCCGUCCAAGUCUCAGCCAAGCUCAGUGUUCGUCACACACAGACCUCGGAAACCGUGGCGUUUACAGAGUUGGCCCCAGCUCUGGGCCCCCUCGCCGCCCUGGUCCUUGACUCCCUUCACCCCCAUGGACCAUUCCAGAUGCCAAGGAUGGGGGAGGUGGGGUCGGGGUCUGCCUCGGGGAUGGGAAUGUGUUUUAUUCUCCCAAACUUGUUUUUAUUGCUCUCCUCCGGCAGGGGAGAGGAGGCAGGUCUGGAUCUUUUUUUCAGAACUCGCGUUUUAUGCCCUUCCAUGCUACGGUUGCAUUUCUGUUUUCUACGAAUGAGUCCGCGUUCAAUAAAGAAACAGCCAGAUGCA